UGAAGCUUGGCUUUGGUGAUGAGAAUCCGGAGUUCAACCUUGUGGUGGACUCGCCAUCAUUGGCGCACGUGCGGCGAUCCCUUCUUGAACGCGUAGUCUAGGAAUGGUGUAUUUUUUUCGUUUAUGUCGUGUCUUGUAUCAUAGGGAUUAGUCGCUAUCUGGGGAGGUAAUGCCGUGAGGUAUAAGGCCUCAGGGUUUGUUUUCCAUUUUAUUUCCGGGUAGAUGGUGUUCGGCUGCUGAGUUUUGCACUAUUAAUAAUAUAUGACUGUAUCCAUCGUCCUGAUGCAUUGGACGGUGGUUAUCCUUCUUUUUAAAAAAAGAGAUUAGCCACCAACCCUCUCUUAAAAUUAGCAUUCCAUUGCUUUACUUAAGGGUUAGCUUUCUGGUCGUUUGAUAAUGUAGUAAAGCUUGCAUUCUGUUGCUUUACUGAAGGACUAUGGAAGUGCCGGCACUGCGAUUGGACGUACCGCUUGGCUAGUCCGUGCGGAAAUCGUACCGUAGAUCAUCGAGGCUUAUUAAAACCAGAGCAUUUGGCAGUUGAAUCAUAUUCGGAGAACCAAGCUGCUGCAGAUCAAGUGCAGUCCGAGAUGCAGAACUCCAACGAUACAACCACUAAAAUUGAAUCUCGCACAUAUGCUCAUCAUAGUCAUGGCACAGUUGUAAAACCAGAGCACUCGAUAACCGAAUCAUCGCCGGCAGAUCAGAACACGACAACCACCACAACUACAACCACAUCGGCAACAGCUACCACAACCUCUACAACCACAUCAGCAGCAGCAACAACUCACUCAUCGUCUGCUACAGGAAUCUUUCACGCAGAAGUAAUGGAAGGGAUGACAGGUGACACGCCUCCCCUGAAGCCUGCCGAUGGAGUUAUCAUGGAUGCAACUCACCACCUACUUGGACAUGGGGGUAGGCCUAAUAAAGUGCUCAGUAUGCAUGGACUACUGUUAUUCAGAGCUGCAGCCUGAUAGCAGUAAUUAUACUUGCUCAGAUGUUCAUGGAACUACAACGACAACCUUCGAGAAUGGCUCAUUUACCACCCAUGUAAGUCGCAUAACAGAACUCAAGGUCGAUUGCCCGAAUGUGACCACUAUCGUGAGGGGUGAUUUACCAACCUCGCCGAUACCUCAAGCAGCAGAUCAACCUCAUGUAGCAGUGUCAGUCCCUCAAGAUGUGAAUCCGGCUGCUCCUAGCCCCCAACAGAGUGAUGACUGGGAUAUACCGAAAGCCAUAGUGUAUGGUGGCUUAGUGGAGUCAGUCACCAGCCUCUCCGUUGUUUCAGCAGCAGCAUCAAGUGGAGCAAAAACAUUGGACAUAUUCAUCUUGGGCAUAGCCAACCUUAUGGGAGGGCUUCCUCUCAUUUUCCACAAUAUUGCCGAUCUAAGAGACAUUCGAGAUGUGAAUGAGGACAACGAGCGCGUCGGCCACUACUGGUUGCAGCUCGGAAGGCGGACGAAAGCCCGACUCCACAUGAUCCUGGCCCUGCUCUCAUACAUCGUGUUCGGGCUACUUCCACCAAUCCUCUAUGGUCUGUCAUUCCGUGAGAGCAAUGACAGGGAGAACAAGAUGAUGGCCGUCGCUGGUGCUUCACUCGUCUGCAUCGCUCUACUAGCACUUGGAAAGGUGCAUGUCAAGGCAGCACCCAGGACAUACUUCAAGACCCUAAUGUACUACCUGACGGUCGCUGUGAGCUCAUCGGGGCUGUCCUGCGUCGUCGGCGUGCUGAUCACACGGCUCCUGGUGCACUUUGAAAUUAUCGAGCAAGGUGGGUCGGCUGCUCCUCCUUCUCCGGGCCUGUCGUUCCCUCAUUCAGUGGGUGCACAAACAUCUGCCUGGGCCUCAUUCUGAAUUCUGAACUCGGAAGUUAUUGGGAAACAGUGCUGAAAAAGAGAAGACAUGUAUGAGUGGCAUUGGUGUUUGAUCCUGACAUAUUGAUAGCAGCACUGAACUGGCAACCAGGCAACUGAGAAAGACCAAUUGAAAUGAACACAGGCCACUGAGUUGACCCACCACACCGAGCAAAGCAAACACCCAUGAAAUUAUAUAGAUAAGAAGCAUACAUAAGACACACAUAGAUCCAGAAAGAGUUUCGAAUUAAAACCUGUAAAAAGAUGCAAUCUUCAGUUUUUACAGAGUCCAGUAGUGCCGGUAGAAAUUUAGCUGAUGGUACCAAGCAGUUAUUAAGCUGCAGGGCACACUGAUAAAUGUCCAGCUGGUAGUUCUGCGUAAAACUUGAGCGGUAAUUCCGAUGUGUCUUACCAACUUGGAACUAGAUCAACCAUGUGUUGUUAGUACCCGGUGGUUCCACAACAGUGCUUUUGUGUGUGUAAAAGAACCUAGAUUGCCAAUAAAAAUCAUUUGAUUUUCGGUAUAUCCGAUGUGAAAUGCAAGGGGGCAUACAGUCCCAAUCCUUUUCGGUAGUACACGUCCAUUAUUACGAAAAUAGCGAUAAGUUAUGUGCCAUUAUC
Triticum aestivum (bread wheat) is the source of this 2471-nucleotide messenger RNA. Its product is annotated as membrane protein of ER body-like protein. The transcript is spliced from 5 exons. The record is from RefSeq and is a predicted model, not a curated record. Lineage: Eukaryota; Viridiplantae; Streptophyta; Magnoliopsida; Poales; Poaceae. The coding region runs from base 868 to 1851 and encodes 327 amino acids.